UAGAGCAAACGCACUCGGCUCUAUGAACAAGAACAAAACAGAUAUGAUUCAAGGUGUGUAAGUUGAGGUGUUGGCCUAGGCCCUGCCUCUGCCUACUGGCUCUUCAGGUUUGCAGGGAGGACUCAUGAGCCUCUUUGUGUAUCUUCACUACGCCCAGCGAGACGUGUGUGCUCUUGCAAUUAGCACAGUUUAACGAGGCAAGAUUGAAGUUUUGGUAUGCUGAACAACUUGAAAACCUCCCCACAUGAACAAUGAUUGCUAUUCAUGCGUGUUUGUGUGCCUCAGAGCCGCCCUCUCUGAGCUUCAGCUGCUCGGGAGGCCUGGAUACCAGCUGAGGUUUAUUCAGGGAGCUUCUGGUAUCUAGUGCACUGUUGUCAAAGCUGCUUUUGAUCGUAGUGGCUAUUAAAGCAGAUUAGCCUAUUCUUCUAUGGAAGCCUAAUUAAACAUCUAAUUAUUAAGCCUGUACAAUGUGGACUGAUGGAGAAAGGAACUUGCUAAAGCUUUCUGAAGCUCUCUAAAGCUCAUGGAGUGCCUGUGAUGAUGUAGGAACUUCUGGGUUUGACCACAGCACGGCCCUGAACAUCUAACACCAGGAAUCACUGAGCCUCAUGUGCCAUGCCAGCAAGUGACACCUGGCCAUGCAAAGAUGCCAUGGAACCCCUGGUCAGCAUGAACAGUGCAAGCAGCUGUGACAGCAUGGUCAGCACCAACUCUGGCUUUAGUGACGACAGUAUGGAGCACCUCUCAGCUGAGGAACGAGCAUGCCUAAUGUUCCUGGAAGAGACAAUCGAAGCUUUGGAGGCAGAAGAUGACAGUGGUGUUUCCAAUGAUGAACCAGACGUCUUGAGUCCGGCAACAAAGGUGGACCACCUUAGGCCUGGUGGCCAAACCAAAGCAGAGGAGUUAUCGUCGCAUUACGACCCCAACAAGAUUUUGGGAAAGGACCAUAAACCAAACGGUUUGCCAACUCAACUAGUUCUAACCAAUGGCAAUGAAUCUGGUGAACCUGCCAAAUUACCUCCAAAUCCAACAACAGUUGAACCAAUUGCUGACGAAUCAGAUGAACUAGCUGAUUUGCCGCCAGCUUUCAUACCCGAGCCUCCAGUUAUGGCUGAUCCCUCCAGUGAUUCAAAAACUAAAGAAUGCCCUCCUAAGACCCAGCUGGAACCCAUGCUGGAUCAAAUGCCCAAGACUCAGAAGUUCAUUAGUGUUCCAUCUGAUAUGCUAAUGGAGCUGAUUCCUCCUCCUUCAGACUUUAUGGAUGAGCCAGAACCUGCUCCACCAGUACCAACACAGCCCCCUAAACAAAGUCAACUACAACCUCGGACACAAUCUCUAGCACAAGUUCAAGUAAAACCCCAAACACAAGCCCCAUCAGAACAUCAGGCUAAACUUCAAACACAAGCCCCAUCACAGGAUCUGGCUAAACCCCAACCUCAAACACAUGCCCCAUCACAAGAUCUGGCAAAACCUCAAACACAACCUCAAACGCAAGCCCCAUCACAAGAUCUGGCCAAACCUCAAACACCACCUCAAACACAGGCCCAGACCAAACCUCAAAACCAAUCUCAACCUCAGCCUCAGCUUCCACUCCAACUACAGGCACAACCGCCUUCAGAUAGCAUCACAAUUGCUCCUCCACUGGGUUUUGGUGGGCAAGCUGAAGAUGAUCAUGCUCAAAGCACAGUAACGUCAUCUCCAAGAGGGCCACUGUCUCCAACACAACUGGACGUUUUGCGCAAAAAGGCCUCACUAAAGAAAGCCCCUGAAAAAGCACCUAUAGUACGACCAUCUGGUCAGAAGGUGUCAAAUCAGGCCAGUUUUUCUGUUUAUUCAACUGAAGGACAUCCUCCUACUGCAGUAGGCCACAGCCAACCUAAAAGCCCACCAGCUGUGGCACCCAAACCCAAGAAACUGUCUCCCAAAAUUGUCCUUAAAAGCCAUAAAGACUCUGUGCCUGGUCAUUCUCUUGUUUCAUCAGGUGAUCGCAUGAUGAACCCACAGAAGGUUCACAUUGAGGCCUUGAAAAAACUGGGCUUGCUGAAGGCUGACGAGACAGACUCUGCCCCCAGUCUCAGCUCCAGUCCACCACACAGAAUCCCUCCUCCUUCUACCUUUAACACAACCACAGUGCCACCAUCUGGAGAUGCAGCCCACGAGACGAAGCUUGCAGAAGUGGAGGCACAAGGGAAAAUGAUUUUACCUGCACAAUCAAAUCCUGAAAAUGACGGAAGAGGAAGUCCAGUGAUCCCAAGAGAGAGUCGAAAAAACUUUGAGAUCAAAUCAGCAUCCCUGGAGCGUCCAAAGAUGGGUCUUAAAAGCGUAACAGCAGACCAUUCCUCUCUCAUAAUGAACCAGGAGAAGAAUCAAGAGAAGACUAAUCUAGAGCUGUCCCCUGGACAGUUGCGAAGGAGCCGAUCCAGACCGGCUUCUGCAGGGAGUCAGAAGGAGAUGGGUAUUGAUCAACUGUCUUCUAAUUCAGGCAAAGAACAAGAUGUCAGGAGGUCUCUGGGCUCCUCGCCCAUUCCUCCUCUAGUGCAGCCAAGCACAGACUCGCAGGUGCCUUCACGUUCCCACGGCAUGAUCAGUGUGGUAUUUACCCCACAAAGCAAGAACGGGGAAGAGCGCAGGCAGGCUCUGAAGAGACUGGGACUGAUUUAGAGUCUGAGAUUCAUACUGUCUUCCCAAAAGACUGCCUGUUGGACUAACCGACCCUUGGUAUACAAACAUUUUACGUUUAGACAUUUUGUCAUUCUUGCUUCCCCACAUAUCAAGAAUGUGGAAGAGCGCAAAUAGGAUCUGUGGAGGCUGGGACUGAUUAGAGUCUUCAGAAGUUCAUAUUGUCCAUGGACAGCUCAUUGGACUUACUGACCUACGUUGCGCGAAUGUUUCACAGUAAAAAAGCUGAUCAGUGUUGGACCUUUCACAUAUUAUCUCUUUGGAGGGAAAACAGGGACCUGGUUGUGGAUCAGCGUACCUAACUUAAUAUUACACCUUCUUUGAGAUGAAGGUGCUCAUGGAUCAUUGUGGAUGUACAGUAGCUACACUGGACAUGUUAAUGCAUACAGAACUGUGUUUAUUGUACUCGGACAGAGACUUGCUGGCAAACAUAAUGGAGCAGGACAAUGCUGAACUUCUUUUACUGGCAUUAAUCAGUUGAUUAAUGUUUGUAAGACCCCAUGGAGAGGCCCUGUUUAUUUAAGAUAAGUGAUAUCCACUUUUAACGGACACUAAAUGUUACCCUGUGUUCAGAGGCAGGUGACAGAGCAAAAAGGGACCAGUCAUUUUCUGUGGAAGUACACAAUUUGUUUUUAUAUAGAUUUUAAAUAAAUUAUGAAGCAGUGUUGCGAUAUACUAUACAAAAAAAUAAUUUCUGACCAAAUUUACAGACAUGUGGUCCAAGGUCCCUAGCUUCUACUCUCUAUAAAUCUGGUUCCUACUGCACUUAAAUCAUGUUUGUAAAAUUUUAGAUCUGACAAUGGAAAAGAGGCUUAUAUUUGCCGUUUCUUCUUUUUCUGUUUAAAAACGAAUAGAAGAACAUAAUGGAAUGUUCGAUAAGUAGCUUGCUAGAUUAGCCUGCAUGCUAUAUGCUGCUCUACACAUACUCUCAAUCAACAAAGUGAGUGGCCUCAAACACACCCACAAGAGAUAAACUUGGGGCAACAGUAAACACGUGAACACGGUGUAACAACCUGUGUAAGUUGUCAGGUGUUAUCAUGUUGGUAAGGUUGAACACUAGCACCUACCCCUGCUCAAGGCAAGGCAUUGUGAAUUUUCACAAUGCAUGUGAGGUCAAGUGAGGCCUGAUAGUGGGGGCAGAUGAAUGAGACAUUCCAGGUCUGUGGUUGUGUGGGCAAAAUUUUUCCAUCCACAGUGUCACCUGUGUAGUAGGAAUACGUCAUUACCUCCCACAGUGAACAGUGCAGUGGGUAGUAAUGAUUAUGACCGUCAGCAUCCGGCUAGAAUUGUCCAUUCAAAAAUAACAUCUAGACGAGAAGCCCCACAUGCAUAUUCCGCAGGUCAGUACAGCGUUAUUUGGCUUCCAUGGGACAUGGCAAAAGUCAUGGUACACAGAUCUAGUUAUUUUUGUAAGUUUCAAUAUUGAGAGACACUGAAUUUUAUUGUUCUCUUUUGGAUAGCACUUUAAUAUAGAAAAAUGCUAAUAAACUUUAUUCUCACAAAAAUAUUCUUGAACGUGAGGGUGUUUCAUGUAUUGAGGUAUUCUUGAGGUAUUGACAUGUCAACAUUGUAUUGUAUUUACUUGUGAUAAUUAGCAGUGAUGAGUAAUAUGGAGAUGUUUCAUGGCCUGGGGAAGGCCAGUCACGAUAAGUAUUUUUGUUUGAACUAUAUAUUGUUCCAGCAAUAAUUGUGAUAAAUUGUAUUAUUGUAAGAUAUUAUUUUAAUAACAUUUAAUGGUAAUGAUAUAAUGAUUAUAUAAUAGCAUAGUAAUACAACUACACUCUUUUUUAUAUUCAGUUCAAAUUUAAUUAUUAAGACUAUUCAGACAACGCAACUGGAAUAUAAGAACUUUUAUUCCACUUCACUUUUAUUAUUGUACUUUUAAUAAUAUUUAUGAGUAAAAUAAAAACAAAUCUUUUGUUAAUGGACUCUUCUCAGCAAAAAUUCAAAAAAACAUUGAGGUUCUUUUUAUAUAUUGUACUAUAAAUCGUUAAUGUAAUUAUUGUUACAGGCUUAGACUGUACAGCAACUAAAGUAAGCCUCCUCUUUUUCUUUUUUAAUUAUUAUUUACUGGCAUUCAAAAAGUACACCAUCAGAGAUGUCCUUUCAUACAGAACAGACAAUGAUGUCAGUGAUUCUAAUCACAGUCUGAGAUCCCAAAUCACCUUCAGAGUUGCUGAUCUAGGGCCAGUUUUUUCUGUGACCAUCACCAUUGUAAACACAGGUGAACUGAUAUGAGUUCAGCCCUGUUCCUCAGAUUCUUAAGUGAAUACCAGCAUAGGUGUGAAUGAGGUGUGUCUACAGCGAGGUCUUGAGUCAUCAUGUCUUCAUUCUGUUAAGUCUCUGACGCACAGUCCUGUCAAGUCCUCCAGAUGCCCCUCCAUGUUUUCCAUGUCAACACGAGACUGGCAUACUGAGGGUUCUUCUCAUAGCUUCAGCAGAUUCUAAUCUAAUUCUGCAGAAACCAGACAGACCUGAUGCGAGGCACCAGGCCCUCAUGGUUUUAAGUUCCAUCUCCUGUAACAUUACCCCUCUAUCGAUUUGUAGUUUGAGUUUUAUCAUGUUUUUGGAAACACAUGACCUAUGAGGUCAUGUAUGUCAAAGAGGUCAGGCUCCAUUUAAUUUUACAUGGUCCAGAAAUAAGCAAGAUGACACACUUUCAGUGUGUACCUGAUAUGUAAAUCUCUCUAUUUUGGAUGUAAAAUGGACUUGUUCUCCUCUUUGCUAGAAAGGUAGUAGCUGUAAGCCGUGGUUCUUUUCAUUAUUUGAUAUUUGGACAAAUAUGGAAAAAUUCAUAAUAUGUGAAGAUAUGUUGACUAUUUUCCUUACAUUUUAAUAUAUAACCUUUUUUGUAUAAUAAUUAACUGGUAAGGAGUUAAGCUUCGUUCAGGCCUUGUUCACUUUCACAUGGUCCAAAUAUUUGCAAGAUGACACACUUUCACUAUUUAAACCUGACAUGUGUACUUCUCUCUUUUUUGGGUGUAAAAUGUCCUUGUUAUCCCCUUUGCUAGGAAGGUAAAAGCUGUAGCCCUGGAAGGAUUUAAAAUGUCAACCAUUUUCCAUACCUGUUCCCUUAAAUCUAGACUUUCAUAUGGUGUUUUUGAUAUUUUGCUAUUAAAGCCUCUGGGAACACA
Messenger RNA from Astyanax mexicanus (Mexican tetra), 5813 nucleotides. RefSeq names its product specifically androgen-regulated gene protein. The coding region runs from base 616 to 2661 and encodes 681 amino acids. The transcript is spliced from 4 exons. The record is from RefSeq and is a predicted model, not a curated record. Lineage: Eukaryota; Metazoa; Chordata; Actinopteri; Characiformes; Acestrorhamphidae.